GUCACAUACUUUACCUCUCGCCCGCCCGCCCGUUCUUUUUUACCGGUGGGACGCUCAAUUUUGCAGAUAUCAUCUUGUUUAAUUCCUGCAGAGUGUGUUAGCCUCAUGAGUGAAUAAUUACUAUUUCAACUUGCAAUGAGUAAAUCGAAGGUUUCAGCAGAAUGGAAGAAACGCGUGAAGUCCGAAUAUAUGCGUCUCCGACAAGUAAAGCGAUUCAAAAGAGCGGAUGAAGUUAAGGUAGCAUGGGCGCGAAACUUGCGUCUGAUGUCGGAGGCCCUGGAGACCCGCGAUGCAGAGCUAGCGGAGCGUGGACGGCGACCUUUCUGGCCUCCGCCGGCGCCGAGUCCGAGCCAUGAGGGCCUAAUGAAAAAGGCUGAAGCAACCUGUACUGAUGCUUCUGGCAUCGUCACAACCCAACAAGUACCAAUCCACAUAAUCAACUCAGUCAACCCAAUUCCCACAAUGUACACAUGGGCGCCGACACAGAAGAACUUCAUGGUGGAAGAUGAGACGGUUCUGCACAACAUCCCGUACAUGGGCGAUGAGGUCCUGGACCAGGACGGUACUUUCAUCGAGGAGCUCAUUAAGAACUACGACGGGAAAGUGCAUGGUGACAAGGAAGGCGGUUUCAUCGACGACCAGUUGUUUGUGGAGCUGGUGCACGCGCUCAUGACCUACCAGACGCGCGACGAGGUCGCCGAUGAGCGGCGCGAGAAAGAAUCUAACAAAGAGCAAAAAGACAAGGAAAAAGAAAAGGAUAAGGACAAAGAUAAAGAAAAGGACAAAGACAAAGAAAAGGAGACGGACAAAGAAGGAGCGGACUUGGAGAAGCAGUUCCCUAUCUUCAUCAUCUUCCAGGCCAUCUCCACGCAGUUCCCCGACAAGGGCACGCCGCAGGAGCUUCGGGAGAAGUACAUCGAGCUGACAUCCCGCAGCGACCCGGACGCGCUGCCGCCCGAAUGCACGCCCAACAUCGACGGGCCUCUCGCCGAGAGCGUGGCCAGGGACCAGACCAUGCACUCCUUCCACACUCUGUUCUGCCGGCGCUGCUUCAAAUACGACUGCUUCUUGCAUCGAGCCCAGCCGGCAGGUUUGCAGGCGUGCCACCCGGGGCCCAACCUGAACAAACGAAAAGGCCCCGACCUGAAGCCCUUUUCUGAACCUUGUGGACCCAGCUGCUACAUGCUAUUGGACGGCAUAAGGGAGAAGUUGGCGCGCGAAAAGGCAGCCGGCGAAGAAGAUAAGGGCAAGUCCAAUUCGAUGGACUCGCCCAACGACGCGUCGUCGGAAGACAGCAACGAUAGCAACCGGUUCCCCAAGGGCAGCAGCAGUGCAGCCGGGUGGAGCGGCGCGCUCGCCAAGCCCGGCGCGCCCGUCGAGCCCGCGUACAACGCGCUCGGUCUGACAGUGGGCGACAUCCAGUCUGAAUGGACGGGUUCAGACCAGUCUCUCUUCCGCGCCCUUCACAAAGUGUUCGCCUGCAACUACUGCGCCAUCGCGCAGGUCAUGCUGUCCAAAACCUGCCAACAGGUAUACACCUACUGGAUAAAUACGGGGCAAGAGGAAUGCCGAGUAGAGGCCGAACUCACCCCGCCCCGCAAGAAGAAGAAGAAGCAUCGUCUCUGGUCCGUGCACUGCCGCAAGAUACAACUCAAGAAGGACUCCAACUCGCAUCAUGUCUACAACUACACGCCGUGCGAGCACCCGAACCAGCCGUGCGACGCGAUGUGCCCGUGCCUACAGUCGCAGAACUUCUGCGAGAAGUUCUGCCAAUGCUCCAGCGAUUGUCAGAAUCGGUUCCCCGGCUGCCGCUGUAAGGCAUCGUGCAACACCAAGCAGUGCCCGUGCUACCUCGGCGUCCGGGAAUGCGAUCCCGACCUCUGCAUACAGUGUGGGGCGGACAGUCCGGUCUGCUGCCGCAAUGUGUCCGUACAACGCGGCCUUCACAAGCACCUGCUCCUGGCGCCGUCCGACGUAGCGGGCUGGGGCAUCUUCCUGAAGGAGGCGGCGCACAAGAACGAGUUCAUCAGCGAGUACUGCGGCGAGGUCAUCUCGCAGGACGAGGCCGACCGCCGCGGCAAGGUGUACGACAAGUACAUGUGCUCCUUCCUGUUCAACCUGAACAACGAUUUCGUAGUGGACGCGACCCGUAAAGGCAACAAGAUCCGGUUCGCGAACCACUCCAUCAACCCCAACUGCUACGCCAAGGUCAUGAUGGUGAACGGCGACCACCGCAUCGGCAUCUUCGCCAAGCGCGCCAUCCAGCCCGGAGAGGAGCUCUUCUUCGAUUACAGAUACGGGCCGACAGAGCAACUUAAAUUUGUCGGCAUCGAGCGCGAGAUGGAAUUCUUAUGAGAACAAACCAAACUGCAGCGCACCGCCGCCGCCGCCGGCAGCAGCAGCGGCAGCAACGGCCACAAGCCCGGCGCCAGGGGCAACGCCCUCGUGGGGACCGGCAGUGGGGGCAACGCCCUCGUGGGGACCAGCAGUGGGGGCAACGGGAAUACUAGGAAUACUGAAAGCAACGGGAAUUCGAAGAGUAGCGAGGGAAAUACUGGCAGCAACGGGAACUCCAAGAGCAGUGGCACAGGAGGCACGGGCAGUGGGAACACUUGCAGCGGGCUCGUCCCCGCGGGCCGCAGCAGCAGCGGCCCGCGGCCCCGCGCCCGCGCCCGCCGCACGUGGCGGUACAACCAGUAAACCGGCACGACGCGCGCGGUGCUUGCGUUCUGACGUACUUAGGGGUCAUCCAUUAAUUACGUCGCGAAUUCCUAGAUUUUCCCCCUCCUCCCCUCCUUGUCACACUUGGUCAAAUUUGGCAAACCACCAGGGGGAGCCCCCAGGCGUGACGUCACAUUUUUAGCAAUUUUUAUUAAACGAAAUCGGCAAAUCGAAUUAGUUUAUAUUAAUAUUUUAUCAAAAUAUUUUAGAUAAAUGAAAUAUUACUAAUUUUAGAACCCAAGACCAAUUAGGAAAUAAAAUUUAACGAAUAAUAACGAUUAACGUUCCAAAAACUUGUUAUUGAACUGUACCGCGAAUAAAAACAAUUAAGUUUUCGGUUACUGAUGAACUUAAAGUGACGUGACAAAGUUUGUGACUCCCCUUGUCACAUUUUCUUGACCCCCUCCCACCCCCUAGACAUAUGAUGUAAUUAAUAAAUGACCCCUUACGAAGGUUAUCCCUAAGGUAUGAAGAAGCUCUUUACUUCAUCAUGUGCCAGCGCGAACCACCCGAGCAAGUUACCGGCAGCCUGCGUCUUUACAUACUCGUAUUGCGCCGUACUAGCGCCAUUAGUACUUCGUAUUAGUUACUUGCCAGUAAAUGUUUUGAUACAUCGAAAUGGUGAGUUUCAAAACUGGCUUCUAAGUGGUGAGCAAGAAAAGAAGAAGUGGGUGAGUGAAGUGAGUGGUGAGAAGUGGUGGUGUCAUAUAAUUUCAAAAAGAAUUGCCACUAUAAUGAGAAUAUAGAUAAAGCAGGACUUCCCAACCGAAGUUUUUGCUUGGAUCGUCCGUCAUGUCAUCUUAUUAGUUGAAAGUAUUGCCUCGGUGAGCCCAGUGGACGUCAGCCUAGUUGUAUGGGACAUUGAACCUGUCUUUUGUUUUUUUUUUAUCCAUUUUGAAAAUGGUUUAAACACGAGCUGUGAAACUCAAUAUGCACGUUAUGUUCCAUUAGUUAUUAAGAUGUUUAAAUGACAGACUAUAUCUCCUGUCCUAGUGUAUAAGGAUUUUUACGUCACAAUAGGUAUUAUAUUUAACAUCACAAAACGCAUUGAACUUGCAUACAAUAGCAGUGAAAACGGUACGAACAUUAUUUUGACGAUAGAGACAAAUAGUGUGACUCAACCUGACAGUAAGUGGAAACAUGCAUAAAGCAACCGUUUUUAAUGUUCUUAUAGUAUUUAUAUAUAUGAACUGUUUUUCUGUUCCUUUUGACUUAUGAUUAAUGACUUUGUACUUUUAUACGUUAAUAAAAGCAAUUAAAUCUCAUAA
This is a messenger RNA of Cydia pomonella (codling moth), 3989 nucleotides long. RefSeq names its product histone-lysine N-methyltransferase E(z) (gene E(z)). Gene Ontology annotation, biological process: chromatin remodeling. The record is from RefSeq and is a predicted model, not a curated record. The transcript is spliced from 17 exons. Bases 136 to 2355 code for a protein of 739 amino acids. Gene Ontology annotation, molecular function: protein binding; histone H3K27 methyltransferase activity. Lineage: Eukaryota; Metazoa; Arthropoda; Insecta; Lepidoptera; Tortricidae.